This is a messenger RNA of Dryobates pubescens (Downy woodpecker), 1744 nucleotides long. RefSeq names its product BLCAP apoptosis inducing factor (gene BLCAP). Bases 178 to 441 code for a protein of 87 amino acids. The transcript has a single exon. The record is from RefSeq and is a predicted model, not a curated record. Lineage: Eukaryota; Metazoa; Chordata; Aves; Piciformes; Picidae.
GGGAGCAAAGCAAGCUGUACAAGAGCAAAGUCUGUCGAUGUAUUUGCUGUGUUUCUCUGACAGUCUGACAUUUCUGCCUCUCCCCACAGAACAGCCUGCGUGCGGGAGGAGUCACUGGAGACUAUUCUGGAGCCCAUCUGAUCGCUGCUGCCCCAGGGCCCCAGCCAGCCAGCCACCAUGUACUGCCUUCAGUGGCUGCUCCCUGUCCUGCUCAUACCCAAGCCCCUCAACCCAGCAUUGUGGUUCAGUCACUCAAUGUUCAUGGGCUUCUACCUGCUGAGCUUCCUCCUGGAACGGAAACCUUGCACGAUUUGUGCCUUGGUCUUCCUGGCAGCUCUAUGCCUCAUCUGCUACAGCUGCUGGGGGAACUGCUUCUUGUAUCACUGCACAGGAUCCCAGCUGCCAGAAUCAGCUCACGAUCCCAGCAUAGUGGGCACCUAAAAGACAAUAACCUUCCGGUCUGCUGAGGGCUCGUUUUGCUUUUGGAAAGGGGGUGGGCUAGGGAGGAGGGAGGGGUGGUGGGCAUGCGACUGGAGUAAAACCAGCCUGUUUCCUGUAGCUCUGUGUGGACUAGAGUGGUAAAUUCCUCCCACUCUGCCUGUGAAAUUCAACUUGUUUACUGUGUGAACUCUGGCAGCACCACCUGCUUUUUUAGAAGCAGAAUUGUUUUUUCCUUCCCGUAUCACCGGGAACGGACAGCAGCCCUCCUAACCGAGCUGGUGGAGGGCUGAGCUGCUGGCCUCUGCCCAGCUGUCUGUCGUGUGGCACUCCCCUGCCUGCUUUAGGCCACUCUGGUCUAACUCAGGGCUCUCAGCCCACCCAUUCUGCCCAAGUAGCUACAAGAUUCUCUCCACCUUUCUCUUUGCGGGGAGCCAGCCUUCUUGCCUUGCUGAUCAAGGGCAAGCUCGACAGCUCACAGAUGCACUUGGCCAAAAGCUGCUGGAGCCAGAGGCAGUUGAGUCAUCUCCUCCUGCUCAGCCUGCCAAAGAGAUGUGUGCACUGUCGAAGUGCUUUCUGAACUACUUCUGCUCUGAGAUCAUAGCCUGAAAGCCUCAGUUAUGCUGCUGCUUUUAUAAAGCCUCACAGGUAGUGGAGACUUGUCUCUUCCCCUCCUAGAUUUCCAGGGUUUAUCAAGGUGUUGACUGUUGGGAUAAAAGAGCAGGUAUGCUGCAAGGUGUGGGGUCCUGAAAACCACUGUGAACCUCACUUAGAAAACUCACACUAGUCCAAAAGGCCAGGGGUGGACAGGGCAGGAGAGGAUCCCAAGGUGAGGUGAAGGUGUGGCUUGAAGCAGUAAAUGCUUCACUCAUUUUUCAUGAGAGUGGUUUUGGGCCAGGGAUUACAGAAGGUGCUGGUGCUACUGAAUGGAGGAGGGAGGAAGCUGAAGGUGUCUCCAUCUCCCCUGGCAUGAGGAUUCAAAGAGCCAAGGUGGUGGGGCAGUCCUACAGCCGCAGCAGUGCAGAGCUCCAGGCUGCAGACACUACUCUGCAGAGAUUGGUUUGUGAGGAACCUUAGAGGUUAACAAAAAUACUCUGAACUUCCAAGGGUUCCCUUCCCUUUCCCGUCAGUUUGUCUUCACUUCAGUCUGGUGGUGGAGAGCAGCAGAAGUGGCUGCUGCUGUCCCAAGGAAGUUCAAGCAAUGAGGUUGUGAAACUUGCAGAGUAUUGUUUGUUCAUUGCACAGCUGUUCAAAACGUUUAAUAAAGCUUUAUAAACUUUGGCCUGUGGCCUCCUGCCCAGCGUGA